Molecule: messenger RNA, 2494 nt
Organism: Fusarium oxysporum Fo47
Lineage: Eukaryota; Fungi; Ascomycota; Sordariomycetes; Hypocreales; Nectriaceae
Product: E1 ubiquitin-activating protein AOS1
Exons: 2
Coding region: 429-2147 (572 amino acids)
Biological process (GO): protein sumoylation
Cellular component (GO): SUMO activating enzyme complex; cytoplasm
Molecular function (GO): SUMO activating enzyme activity
Source: RefSeq, a predicted model, not a curated record
CAGCCAAUCAUUGCAGGGCUAGUCCACCUCACUAACUUCCAGGUUCAUAACUCCUUGACGUGAAAGCCAACAUUCGGCCAAGUUAUGAUAGGCAUCUUCAGCCUCCUUUUAGCAAUCAAGCAAACAAGACAAGACGGGACGGGACGGGACAGGACAUACGUACAUACCCGCCCGUGGUCCUCUCUCAGGUGGAUGCUUGCGCCGUAGAUGAAAAGUGCUUUUGUUGACUGGGAGAAGCUGAAUCUCACCCAGCAGGCUGGGCCUUUUCUAUCACGCGUCUUCGCCUCAUCUCCUUCAUAACAAGCCUCUGCGAUAUCGCUCUACGGCCUUUCAGCCUUGCGCUGCGAUAAACCACAAUCUCGGCACUUCAUUCGCUUGAUUACAUCGCAUCAACUCUAUCCUCCGACUUCACCCCAAGUCUAUCUGCGAUGGACAACUCGAACCAGGAUCAAGGCCAGCCUCAAGCUGAGCCCCAAGCACAACAACUCCCGAAUCCUUCAGUGCAAGAAGAGCAAAUUUCUCAUAUCGAUGCUAGCGCUAAUAUCAACGUCAACGGCAAUGGGAUUCCCCAACUACCAGAGAAUCUCCUCAACCCGAUGAACCCUCAGGCGCUGAGCAUGUUGGCCGAUCCCUUACUCAUGGCUGAUCCCUCCUUGAUGGCCAUGCAGAUGCCUCUGGCUGACACUUCAUUCAUGAUGCAACCUGGGAUGGGCUUACCGAAUGGCCAAAAUGGCUUCAGUCUUCCCGUGGCUCCCCCUGCUACUGUCAGUGCUGAUGAGGUCGCUUUGUAUGACCGCCAGAUCCGCCUCUGGGGCAUGGCCGCACAGGCAAAGAUCCAAAGCGCAAACAUCCUUCUCAUCACCAUCAAGGCCCUCGCCAAUGAAAUUGCAAAGAAUCUUGUCCUUGCUGGUGUCGGCUCUCUCACUCUUCUAGACAGUGCUACUGUUACCGAAGCAGAUCGAGGCGCCCAAUUCUUCAUCCCUGGUGGUGAAGAUGUCAUCGGACAGAACCGCGCUCAAGUCGCCAGCGCCGCUCUGCAGAAGCUCAACCCCCGUGUUCGUGUUCACGUCGAUACAGAAGGUGUCAAGACCAAGGGACCAAGCUACUUUGCUGCCUAUGAUAUUGUCAUUGCCACUGAUCUUGACCCUGAGUCUUUCAAUAUCAUCAACACUGCCACACGCCUGAACUGCAAGGCUUUCUACGCUGCCGGUUGUCAUGGCCUCUAUGGUUUCAUCUUCAGCGAUCUUAUCGAACACGACUAUGUCAUCCAGCGUGACCUGGGAAACAUGCCCACAUCCAUUGGCCCAGAGUCUCGUACUCGCACUAUCGUUGAUGUCCAGACUCGAAAGGAGGGUCCCAAGACAAUUGAGUCUGUCACCAAGCGCGAGCUCUACUCUACGUGGUUCCUCGCCAGUGACCUUGCUGUUCUUCCUGCCGAGUACACCCAAUCCAAGCGACGACUCAAGAGUGUCACCCCCGCCCUGUCUUGUCUCCGCGCUCUCUGGGAAUUCAUGCAGAUCCAGAACGGCCGAGUCCCCAGCAAUCGCGAUGAUCUUAAGCUGUUCACGCAGAUCGCCACUCAGAAGCACAAGGCUCUUGGCCUGCCCAGUGAAACUCUCCGCCCCGAGUUUCUGCGUAGCUUCCUUCAGAACCUCGUCAGCGAAAUCUCUCCUGUUGCCGCCAUCCUCGGUGGUGAACUUGCCCAGGACGUCAUCAACGUUCUCGGACAAACCCAACAGCCUAUUCAGAACAUGGUCGUCUUCGACGGCACAACUAUGGAGGCGCUCAUGUACCCUCUGCACCCAGAAGGCUCGCUCGGGGCAUCGCAACUCACCGACCAUACUGUCCCCAACGGCGGUGCGCCUAUGAUUCUGGGCGGCAUGGAUGCUCUGCCUUUGGGUCUUGACCCAACUGCCAUGGGGGCUCUGCCUCACCAUAACAAUCCCAUCAUGAUUCCUACUGACCUUCCCCAGAACGGCAAUCUUAUUCCUAUGCCCGACGGCUCCCUAGCCGAUCCUACACAGCAAUUCAAUGCCGCAACGCAGGUGCCUCAGCAGCCUAUGCAAGGGCACACGGCACAAGUCACAGCUGAGCAGACCACUCAGGAGACACCGGCAAAUCCCGGUGCCUCGGAAUCGAAAGAGUAGACUAGCCAUAUCGCCGAGAUGCAUCUAGAAGGACUUAUCGCAGUGAUUUGCAAGAUCUUGGACAGGCCACUGAAGGGGGAUAAACAAUUCGCCCGUACUAUAUUAUAAUUUGGUCCGAUCUCGAAAGUCAAUAGAGAAGGCCCCAGCUAAGGGGACGGAAGACUUGGGGAUAGACGAUACCUCUGUAUACUAAAUAAGACUACUCACACAGGACAUGCAAGGGGCCCGGAAAGAUUUGAUGUAAUAAUGAAUAUUCGUUUAUAUCUCUAAGCUAAACACCCCAGCUAGAAUUCCGGGCUUAAGAACAUGUCACAAUUGCGAUCAUCAACACAGUCACUCGAUUAUCA